AAUCAAAUGUCAAACUCUCUAUAAGAACACAACAGAAUAAAUUUUAUGUUCAAAUUAAAUUAAGUAAUUCAAAUAAAUUUUAAUUUAUUAUCAAAUAAAAAACAUAAAAACCAUAUAAAAAUAUGCCUGAGGACCGAGACUACCUCCUGGCACUUGAAAUGCAAAAAAAAUGGAACGACGAACUACCAGACAAUGAUAUCUUCGAAAUCCCGGACAAAACGCCGCCAAAACAAAAACCAAAACAUCAGGAAGGUAAAUACCGCUCAAAUCUAGAUGCAGACUUUCUAAAUCGUACUGACAACCUCGUCCAUCCGCAAUGGGAGACCCUCGAUCCGACUCCAGAUUCACAUGCUCUUUUUCGCGCCUUCGAUGAUAAAUUCUUCAACAAGAAACUGCGUUGCGUCACGUUGGAAUGGAGCAAGCGGAUGUACAGCUGCGCUGGCAUCUGCUACUCCAGGAGAAAUGGAUUAGGAAUGGCCAUCACAAUACGACUCAGUGAACCGCUCCUGAAAUUGCGCUCGAGGAAAGAUCUUGUAGAAACGAUGUUGCACGAAAUGAUUCACGCCUACUGUUUUGUCUUGGGAAUCCGAGAGGGAAACGGUGGACAUGGCCCAAACUUCAAGAAAAUCAUGCAUGGAAUCAACCAAGUUGCAGGAACAAACAUCACCGUCUACCAUACGUUCCAUGACGAAGUGAAUGUGUACAAGACUCACUGGUGGCGAUGCAAUGGCAGCUGCCAGCAUCGUUCGCCGUUCUUCGGCUAUGUUAAGCGCACUUCCAAUCGAGCACCUGGACCAAAUGACUUCUGGUGGGGCCAGCAUCUCAAUUCUUGUGGUGGCACAUUCAUGAAGAUCAAGGAACCUGAAAAACCUGCCAAGAAGACUAAACAACCUAAAUCAAAAGCUAUCGAGGCCAAUAAUGUGAAAUCAUAUCAGCCGAAGGCGAAGCCGAACAACACCGAUCUCAGGAAGUUCUUCCCUCCCUCUGGAACUGCGCCACGCAUUGCUGGAGGAGCAAUAAAGAGUAAUGGCGGUGGUACGUUACUUCUGAAUCCUAAAACCAAGCCAGUGAGUUCCACGGUCACGUCAACUCCUCCAAGUGAACCUCCCAAACCUCAAGUUCGCAGCCAAGGAAACCUCAAAAACGUCGUUGGAUUCAAGGAUUUAGGAGAAGACGGUGCACCGCGGACUCCAAAAGCUCCACCAAGGGAAUUUUCCAUGACUGGAAAGGGUUAUUCUCUGACCACCUCAGGAUCUUGCAGUGACCUAAGCCAGGUUGACAGGGAAGUCGAUAGAAAUCAUCUGCGGAAUGUCUGGCUGAAGAGAUUCGGCAGUACUCCCAGCCUCACCGAACACGCCAAGAAAUCCGAAGACCCCGAUAAAGAUGAUGUGUCGGGCGGCAACGCCAAACGCCGACGUCUUUCCACACCCGCAGAUGCGUCCAAUGAAGUUGCCUUUGUUGCAGAUGAAGCUACACCGAAGCCUGAUUGGGAGGUCAUUGACGAUGAUGUCAUGGUUCAGGAAGUGAAGAAUACCGUCAUUGAUAUAUCGUCCUCAUCCGAUGAGGAGGAGGGUGGUGGUGAUUCUGGUGAAGCUCCUCGCAAGGCAAUGGUGUUCGCCGAUGCCGAUGCCCGACAGAAGCAAAUCAAGAAGGAAAUUCUCGAUGAGAGCAACGAUCUGUCCGAUGGGAACGAUGAAGACAUUGUUCUCAUUGACGACGAGUACGACGACAAUGCGCUAUCCACGUCCGUUGAACUGGCCGACACAUCGCUGGUGGACGAUUUGUUCGGGGAGGACACUCUCCUAAAGGAGUUCAAAAACGAGAAUGCUGUGAUGCCCUCCUGCUCACGCUACUCCAAAAAUCCCCAGAAUGACAUCAUCACGUGUCCCAUCUGCCAGGAGAAGAUGAAGCGCGAGAACUUCUCCGAACAUCUCGACGGCUGUGUGGGAAUAGUUGUCAAAAUUGAAUAUGGCAAGAAUAAGAAGAAUGCUAAGCCGAUAAGGGCGAAAAGUUCCACACCGAAAAAGAAGUCGUCAUCGCUUUCGUCGUCGACAUCGACGUCUAGGAAAUCAUCGAAGACUACGUCGAAGUCGAGGGAGAUUCUUCUGUCUGCCGGCUACACAGAGGAGGAUCUGGACAAUCUUCCAACACUAAGUGAGGAAUCAACCCUCAACGACAGUCCAACUACUGAGGAUGAUUUGAAUUUAAGCGAGAGACACAGACGCUCGAAUGGAUUGUACACGCAGACUCGGCCAUGUCCCGCGUGUUGUCAGGAAGUGGACAUUGAAAAAAUCAAUGAACACCUCGAUGAGUGCUUGGAAAAUGAUUAAGAAAAAUGUUGUUUUUGUGCUAACUGUUUUUUUUUCUGUGAAGGAUCUCCGUUAAGUUUUUUCUUAUGAUUAUUAUUUUUAUGUGGAACAACGCUUUUUAUUUGUCAACUUAUGUAUGUUAUUGCAUUUAUAUUUUUUUGAUGUUUUGAGAAAUACACAAACAAAUAAAUUAUACUAAACUUGGAAAAA
Eupeodes corollae is the source of this 2519-nucleotide messenger RNA. RefSeq names its product DNA-dependent metalloprotease SPRTN-like. Gene Ontology annotation, cellular component: nucleus. Gene Ontology annotation, biological process: DNA repair. The record is from RefSeq and is a predicted model, not a curated record. Gene Ontology annotation, molecular function: polyubiquitin modification-dependent protein binding; single-stranded DNA binding; metalloendopeptidase activity. The coding region runs from base 123 to 2330 and encodes 735 amino acids. The transcript has 5 exons. Lineage: Eukaryota; Metazoa; Arthropoda; Insecta; Diptera; Syrphidae.